CGGAGAAGUAAUCCAUUUCGAUGGCUUUUUCUGGGCGUUUCGAACCCACUCCUCGUCGCUCUGAACUAGAAGAAAUUAUCGACGACGAUGGAGAAUCUGACGAUGAGUAUGAUUCUGAUGAUUCGGAAUGUGAUCCGAGUUACUCCAUUGAGGAAAAAUCCAAUUCCAAGAUUUCAAGGACCUCGAUCAGGAAGAAAUCUAAGCCUUUGAAUGAUGUCGAUAUGGAACUGAUCGCAGAAGCAGACAUGGAUGAUGCGGCGCCGAAUGUUACGAUACUAAAUGAAAAUGAUGAAAAAGAUAUCCACGAAGUGCUACAGAUCAUUAAAGCUGGCAAGCUAGAGAAACUCAAGGUAGAGCAAUGUAAGGUUUACCUGAGAAAGAAUGGAUUGAGACUGACAGGAACUAAAGAUGUACUCAUUCAGCGCAUCAAUGAGCAUUUGGAGAUUUUAAAUGGUGGAGGGGCGAAGAAAUAUCCAGAUUAUAGCUUUAUAUUGGAUUGUAAAGGUGAUGCCUGCAUGGGUGAUGUUGUUAUGUUUGAACAAAAAGUAUACGAGAUGUACAAUGUAGCAUCUAGGAGCUCCAUAGGUCCUUCAUGUGGAACAAGAACUGUUGCAGGUCGCAUUGUGAAAGAAAGCUAUGGUGCUUCUAAACAACAACAUACAUUUACGAUUGAAGUAUUGUGGAGUAAGGGUGAGAAACCACUUCCUCCACUCCAUCCCCUUUUAAUCAAGGGUCGAAACCUUUACCGGAUGAAGACUCUGAGACAGACUUGGGAAGACGAAGAAGAAAGGCAGAAAGUUUUAAUGGAAAAACAUGCCAGGGGAUCACUUGCAAGAUCAAAUAGGGAAGCACGUGUGUUAGAGAAAGAAAAAAGAAAAACGCACAAAGAUAAUAGGAUAUCAAGGAGAGAAGGAUUUAGUGAGAAUCCUUCCCAGUCAAAUCUAACUUCAGCAGGGACAAUGUUAGCUGAAUCCAUGGUAAGUUUAUCCGUUGAUUCAAGAAAAAUGGGGAUUCAUCAACACCAGCAAGGACCUCUCUGCGGUAAUCCAGGAAAACCACUUCAACGUCAUCAGUCAGAAAACAGAACUAUGCAAACAAAAUCAGAUCUGUUCAUUAACCACAGGAAACAGCCAUUUCAAGAGAAUUACUUGACCCAACCCCGAAUCAAAGUGGAUCCUCCGGCAAGCUACAACACACAGCCCCGAAUUUACAGGGCUGAUCAUGCUGCUUCUGUUAACAAGGUUCUUGAUGGUACAAACCACACAUCCUGGAAUCAWUAUAGACUACCAAUGGGCGUUUAUCAUCAUCCUAUAGUGAAGAAUCAACCUGACAAGCAACAACGAUGCCGUUAUUAUGCGGAAGGGAGAUGUUACUUCGGGGAGAACUGUAAGUUCUCUCAUGAAAUGAUGACAGAGCGGCGGGACGAAGAAAGAUGGCGCCACACGCAUCAUGCUCGCCUUUGUCGGUAAUGAACACACACACACACACACAACUCUAGGGUUGGCUGAUGGAAUUUUGGGUUCUAUGGAAAAAUUUGUUUUUUGUAUUGAAGAAGUAACGCACCGAUGGUUGCUUUGAUAACUUUCAACUGAGAUCAAGUUAAUGAUCUUCUCUCAUCUUGA
Molecule: messenger RNA, 1622 nt
Organism: Momordica charantia (bitter melon)
Lineage: Eukaryota; Viridiplantae; Streptophyta; Magnoliopsida; Cucurbitales; Cucurbitaceae
Molecular function (GO): metal ion binding
Source: RefSeq, a predicted model, not a curated record